Messenger RNA from Ilex paraguariensis (yerba mate), 864 nucleotides. Lineage: Eukaryota; Viridiplantae; Streptophyta; Magnoliopsida; Aquifoliales; Aquifoliaceae. The record is from the annotation of a GenBank genome assembly.
AUGUUUCUAGAUGAAAAUCAAAUAUCUGGAAGCAUCCUUGGUGUGAUAGCCAAUCUUUCCAGCUUGGAACUACUUCACAUGUCGAACAACCAAUUCACAGUUCACAUUCCCCCCGACAUUGGAAAGUUUCAAAGCCUACAAGAGUUGAAGUUAUCGAGCAAUCAAUUAUUCGGGAAUGUUCCAUCAUUUUUAGGAAAUCUAACUGCUUUAACACAACUCCGUUUAGAUAGAAACAAUAUUCAAGGAAACAUCCCUUCAAGUUUGGUGGAUUGCCAAAACUUGAUAGCACUUGAUCUUUCGUGGAAUAGCCUCAAUGGCACAAUACCUCAUCAGAAAAACCAACAAAAACUUUCUUCAGAUUUAGAAGGAAACUCACUCUUGAAAGUGUCUUAUCAAAGUCUCCUUCAAGCGACUGAUGGGUUCUCUACAACCAAUUGGAUUGGUAUGGGUAGCUUCGUGUCUGUGUAUAAAGGAAUUCUUGAUCCUGAUGGAACUAUUAUUGUUGUGAAGGUAUUUAACCUAUCACAUCAUGAAGCUUCCAAGAGUUUCAUAGCAGAGUGUGAGACGUUGAGGAGUAUUAGACAUCAAAAUCUUGUGAAAGUGUUAACUGCAUGUUCGAGCGUUGAUUAUCAGGGCAACGAUUUUAAAGCUUUGGUUUAUGAAUUCAUGGAAAAUGGUAGUGUAGAGCGAUAUCUACAUCCUAAUCAAAUUGAAGAUUUGAAGUUAAACCUUCUUCAGAGAGUAAACAUUGGCAUUACUGUUGCUUAUGCACUGGAUUAUCUUCACCAUGGUAUCCUUGCACCAAUAGUUCAUCGUGAUAUAAAGCCAAGCAAUGUUCUUCUGGACAAAGAGUUGGUUGGUUAA